Messenger RNA from Colletotrichum fioriniae, 993 nucleotides. RefSeq names its product short-chain alcohol dehydrogenase. The record is from RefSeq and is a predicted model, not a curated record. Lineage: Eukaryota; Fungi; Ascomycota; Sordariomycetes; Glomerellales; Glomerellaceae.
AUGGAAACUGACGGUCGUAGUUACAUAUGGUCCGAACUACCUCGAUUACCACGAAGCCUUUCCCCGCCGUCGCAGGUCCCCCAGCCACGGCAUUCAGGCGGCAAGAGGAGAGCACACACUCCCCUAGAUGAGAUCCUUCGAACGGCCCGAGCAACCAUAGCAUCCGGCGUGGCCAGAUCCGACUCAUUGCGUAUUCUAUCCAACUAUGACGACCUUAGCGACGCAGAAAAGGCCAUCCCCGAGCAGUGGAUGGAGGCAUAUAUAGAGUGCACCCGCAUGAAAGAUGCGGAUACCCCUGAAACCCGGAGAGCUGCUCUCGAUGAGUGCAUUAAGGACCUUUGGGAUAUCGCCUUCAACCGUUGGAACAGCAACAUGACGGUUCCUCUCCCAGUCUCUGCCGCCAAGCGUCAAGCUGGGCAUACGACCAUGGCCGUCGGCACUUUGAGAGAGGACGCCAGCGCGUCCGCUGAGAACAGGGCUCGCCAGAAGCAGGGCCAUGCUAUUCCCGCCGUCCCAGAAUGGCGCCGCCGCGGUGCUACUAUCCACCUUAAGGUGAACCUAAAUUGGGAGGGAAACGACCUGACAUUCCCUUUUGUGGAUGUGAAGGGGGCGUCCUUCCAGGCGUCCAUCAAGUACGACCUGGCGGAGAAUAUCACCAUCGAAUACGCCAAAGGGCUUCUCUCCACCAGUUGGGACAAGGCGGAGCUUAGCCGCCUCGCAAAGGCGAACACCUCCCUGAUGGUGUACUGGUGCCGAAAUGCCCUGCUCAAGUCCCUACGACACGAGGCCCGAUACCCCAACCCGAGAAGCCCGAUGCCCGCUAGCGCCUUUCCCUCGGCGUCAGCUCCCUCUUCCGCCGACAACAGCGCCACAGCCAUCCCGCGUGGAAGGCACAACCCCGAUCGGACACCCGACCAGCGAGGGGUCACCAUUGACGAAAGGUCUCCCGAUUUUUCCAAGCUCGCCCACAUCGAACUCUGCAAGGAUGUCUAG